Ctenocephalides felis (cat flea) is the source of this 1626-nucleotide messenger RNA. Its product is annotated as annulin-like. Bases 73 to 1626 code for a protein of 517 amino acids. NCBI's taxonomy places the organism in Eukaryota, Metazoa, Arthropoda, Insecta, Siphonaptera, Pulicidae. Gene Ontology annotation, biological process: peptide cross-linking. Gene Ontology annotation, molecular function: protein-glutamine gamma-glutamyltransferase activity. The record is from RefSeq and is a predicted model, not a curated record. The transcript is spliced from 13 exons.
GCAGUCAGUUAUAGUCUGCCACAACCCUUUUAUGUUUUGUACAACCCUUGGUGUUCCAGAGACCAAGUUUACAUGGCAGAUGAUGCUUUAAGAGAAGAAACAGUAAUGGCAGAUACAGGACUAAUUUGGAGAGGAUCCUACAACAGAUUAAGACCUACUGUUUGGAAAUAUGCCCAAUUCGAAAAAGACAUCCUGGAUUGUGCCUUGUAUCUCAUCACUCACGUAUCAAAGUUGAAAGGGGCUUCCAGAGGUGACCCUGUUCUAGUUUCUAGAGCCCUUUGUGGAGCUGUCAAUAGUGCUGAUGAUAAUGGAGUGGUACAAGGAAAUUGGUCAGAUGAUCAUGGUGGUGGUACACCACCAACAAAGUGGAUUGGAAGUAUGAAAAUUAUGCAGGAAUAUUAUAAGAAAAAGAAACCUGUGAAGUAUGGACAAUGUUGGGUUUUUGCUGGAGUACUUUGUUCAGCCCUAAGGACUUUAGGAAUCCCAUCAAGGGUCAUCACAAACUACUCCUCAGCCCACGACACUCAGGCAAGUUUGACUGUCGACUAUUUUGUGGACGAAAAAGGAGAAGUUAUGGAAGAACUCAAUUCGGAUUCCAUUUGGAAUUAUCAUGUAUGGAACGAGGCCUGGAUGGAUCGGCCAGAUCUGUACCCGGCCUAUGCCUAUGGAGGUUGGCAGGCGGUCGACGCGACACCUCAAGAGUUAUCCGAAGACAGUUUCCGAUGCGGCCCUGCAAGUGUCAUUGCCGUUAAACAAGGCGAAAUUAAAAGGGCCCACGAUACUGCGUUUUUGUACGCCGAAGUCAACGCAGACAAGGUAUUCUGGAGAUAUGCAGGACCAACACAACCAUUAAAACUUUUACGAAAAGACAUGUACGGAAUUGGACAACUGAUUUCAACAAAAGCUGUCGGAAAAUGGGAACGAGAAGAUGUUACACAUACUUAUAAAUAUCCAGAAAAAUCCGAAGAAGAACGUGCCAUAAUGUUGAGGGCUUUGAGAAACGCCGAAAGCAUUUUCUCAAGAUAUUAUUUAAACGAAGACUUUAAUGACGUCAGAUUUGACUUCGAGCUCCUCGACGACAUCAAAAUUGGCGAAAAUUUUGCUGUUGUUUUAAAAAUUGAAAAUCGCAGCGGAAUUACUGCUCAUAGAGUAACUGGAUUUUUGAGAGUCGACACUGUUUUGUAUACUGGAAAAGUUAAAGGCGAAGUUAAAUUGUUACAAUUCACUAGAGACAUUUUGCCGAGUACAACAGACGAAGUAAGAAUGGAUGUAUCAUUUGAUGAAUAUUUUGGACGUUUGAUAGAUCAGAGUGCCUUCAACAUAUCAUGCAUGGCCAAGAUACAGGACACAGAUUACGAAUAUUAUGCCCAGGAUGAUUUCCGUGUAAGAAAACCUGAUAUCAAAAUUAGACUGGGUGGAUUACCCACCACUGGAAUUCCACUAGAGGUUUCCUUAAGACUGACAAAUCCAAUGCCGAUUGCAUUGAAAAAAGGAGUUUUUAUCGUCGAAGGUACAGGACUGGAGCAGCAGUUGAAAAUUAAGUUAAAACAGAAUAUCGAACCAGGCCAAACCCACAUCGAGACCUUCAACCUGACUCCACCAUAUUCUGGCAGGAGCACACCAUAG